This is a messenger RNA of Sclerotinia sclerotiorum 1980 UF-70, 360 nucleotides long. RefSeq lists its product with no specific name. The coding region runs from base 1 to 360 and encodes 119 amino acids. The record is from RefSeq and is a predicted model, not a curated record. The transcript is spliced from 2 exons. NCBI's taxonomy places the organism in Eukaryota, Fungi, Ascomycota, Leotiomycetes, Helotiales, Sclerotiniaceae.
AUGCAGUGUUCUCCCGUAGGAAGACCGCAUCUUCACAGAACGGCGACCAUUCACAUCAUUAUCUUCACACACUUCAACCUGCAGCUCUCCACGAGAACCAGCACGAGAAGAAAUAUCCCGAGUUUUCCCACUCAUCGCAUACACCAAGGAGGUAUCACCAUUUCUACCAUCCCACCGCAUAUAUGUGCAAGCAAGACGGGAAGUGGCUGUGUCCCCGGAUUUUCACAAUAUACCUUGUGUGUGGUUAAUGGACUUUCCGAUAACCCAUUCCAGAAUUCUGGUUAUCUUGGGAAUAUCUCCAUCAAGAAAGUUGUCGUAGACCCUUAUGAUCAUCAGUUUGAGGAUUUCAAUACGGAUUAG